CAGUCUUGAAUUGUACACGUUUGAGGUGCCACGUUUUAUUCAAUAAAUUUUAUCAACAUUAAAAUACAUAUUUUAUUAUUAUUACUGGAUCUUAUUUAAAAAUUAAAUAUUACAAUUUUUUUUUUUUUUUGUCAAGGCUAAUAAUCAUUUUUUUAUUUUUAAUUAUUUAAAAUUCUUGGCUUGAUAAGAAAAAAAAAACAAUAAAAAAAUAAAAUAGAUCGUGACAAUAUUUUCUUAUCAUUCAUUAUAAUUAUUUUUUUUUUUAUCGGUUAUUUGUUUGCUUCUGCAUUAUUUAUAUUAUUUCAAAAAGAAAAAUAAUUAUUAUUUGUCCAUAUAUUUAUUAUCACUUGUUCAUAAAUACAAUUUGGGUUACCUGGUGGUUGUUUUUUUUUUUUAUUUUUUAUGUUGCGCAGACAAUUUUUGUCAUAAACAUUAUUAUUGGUUGAAAAUACGGGUGUCGUGGAAAUAAUAUAACUUGCGCAAUGAAUAGUCGCUAAGCUUAUAUACGUUUUUUUUAUUAUUAUUAGUUAUUUGUUUUUGUUAUUUCAACGAAGCUCAUUGCUCCAAUAAUAUAUCGUAAAACAUUACAAGAAAUAUUUUGUUUUUUUAUUAUUGUGUUUAAGUGAUGAUAUAUCAAGUUAAUAAAAAUUAUUAUUUGUGAUUAAUAUUUUUGUUGUAUUAAUACUGUGUGAUAUGCGAGUUGGAGAUAUUAACUCAAAUAAUCGUAAUACAAAAAUUGAAAUGGAAGAAAUUGAGGUGAACAAAAAAAUUCAUGGAAAUGAUGAUACAGCAUCAAUUGAUACAGAUAUUUUAAAUCCAUUUGUUCAUCGUUUGGAACUUGAUACAACUUAUGAUAAGCUCAAGACGGCCUUUUUGACAGUUGCACUCUUGCCAUUUCGACUUGCUGCAAUAACUGCACUUGUAAUAUUGGCGUGGUUACUUGCUUGCCUUGGUCUUCACGGUUUAUCCGAGGAAGAUUUACGUAAAGCACCAAUUACCGGAUGGAGACGUGAUAUGAGGGUGCUGGUUUGCUGGGUCAUGAGGGCAGUAUUCAUUUGCGGUGGAUUUCAUAUUGUGAAAAUCAAAGGUCAAAAAGCAACACCAAAGGAUGCACCUGUGUUGGCAAUGGCACCACAUUCAACUUUCUUCGAUGCACUUCCGGUCAUCUACCUUGGUGGCCCAAGCAUCGUUGCCAAGGCAGAGACCGGAAAAAUUCCAUUCUUUGGAAAACUAAUUAAUUAUACACAGCCAGUUUAUGUAUGGCGAGAUGAUCCAAAUUCACGUCAAAAUACAAUUAAAGAAAUUAUUGAACGAGCAACAUCAAAAGAAGAUUGGCCACAAGUUAUGAUUUUUCCGGAGGGUACAUGUACAAAUAGAUCAUGUUUAAUAACAUUUAAAUGUGGUGCAUUUUAUCCAGGUGUGCCUGUUCAACCAGUAUGCAUACGUUAUCCUAAUAAACUUGAUACUGUAACAUGGACAUGGGAAGGUCCUGGAGCAUUAAAGUUAUUAUGGUUAACAUUGACCCAGUUAAACAGCAGUUGUGAAAUUGAAUUUUUACCAGUUUAUAAACCAAGUGAAGCUGAAAAAACUGAUCCAAAAUUAUACGCCAAUAAUGUUCGACGUUUAAUGGCUGAAGCAUUAAAAAUUCCGGUAUCAGAUUAUACAUAUGAUGAUUGUAGAAUAAUUACAAAAGCUCAUUCACUCCAUUUGCCUCAUGCAUCUGGAAUUGUUGAAGCACAUAAACUUCGUUACAAACUUGGUCUCCAAAAAAUCAAAAUUGAAGAAGAAUUACUUCAACGUAGAACAUCCAAAUUUGGUGAAGCUGUUGAUUUUUCAGAGUUUGCAAAAAUACUUAGAAUUGAUCCAAAAGAUACAUCAUCUCAGCUGCUAUUUAAAAUUCAUGAUAGACAAAAUCGUGGAAAAAUUGAUUUAGAAGAGUAUAUAUUUACUGUUAUUGCAAUUGCAAAUGCAAAUACUGAACUUGAUUUAGUUGACAUUGCUUUUGAAAUUUGCAAUUCAAAUGGAACGAAAUGUUUAAAUGCAAAAGAACUUCAAAAAGUCUUAAAACUUUCAUUACAAAUUCCAGCCGAUGAAAGUGAUAGAAUUUUUUUACAAGCAAAUCGUGAAAUUGGUGGUGGUAAUUCAGUUACAAUUGAGGACAUUAUGUCAGUUUUAAAUAGUCGAGCUGAAUAUUCACAUUUAUUCGAUGGUGAUACUGAUGGAAAAAGAAAAAAGACCAUUUGAGAGUGUCUUUUCGGCUCAUCGCCAACAACGCAAUCAAUGAAGAGCCGAGAUUCAGAUAAUCCUCUAUUAACAGAGGUAUUAAGUUCCUGAAUUAUUUAAAAAAAAACAGAAAGAAAAAUUAUCAAUAAUGUUGAUAGCAUGUUAAUUCGUGUCUCUAUAUCGAGUUAUUCAUUUUUCGAUUGUUUCGACCAACAAGUGUACAUAAUUUUUCAAACAAAAUUAAAAAUCUACAGCAAAGUUUCAAAAAGAAAAACUCUAUUGUUAAAAAAAGAAUAUAUAUACAUAUAUUAUUUAAAAUAUAUUGAGUAAUAAAAAUGUAUUGUAGAUAAAAGAUGUUUUUUUUUUUUUGAAUAUUAUAGCUCAGGGUUCAUUUUUUAAUUUUUGUUUUGUUAUUAUUGUUUAAAGUUUUCACUGGUUUAAUUUUGACACGUUAAUUUACUCGUAGAGUUUUAGAAAAUUUAGAAAACAAAAAAUAAAUUAAAUAUGAUAAUUAUUUGUUCAAAUGGUAUUUAUAUAAUGUUGCUAAAAUAAAUAAUAUAUAUAGAUAAUGAUUAAGAUAAAGAAAAAAAAAUUAAAAUUAUUAUAGCAAUGGAGUAAACAAUUGCGUGUAAUUAUUAUUAUUAUCAGUAUGUUUGUCGAAAAUGUAAACUUAGUAUUAUAAAAACAGUAUGUAUAUAUUUAUUCAACUGUAAAUAUAGAUAAAAAAAUAUAUUCUUAUUUAAUAAAAAUAUCAACUCUGCAAUAUGUCUC
Molecule: messenger RNA, 2994 nt
Organism: Aphidius gifuensis
Lineage: Eukaryota; Metazoa; Arthropoda; Insecta; Hymenoptera; Braconidae
Gene: LPCAT
Product: lysophosphatidylcholine acyltransferase-like
Exons: 10
Coding region: 694-2244 (516 amino acids)
Source: RefSeq, a predicted model, not a curated record